GCGGCGACGCAGCCGGACUGCGGGUUUUUUGCCUCCGCAGGGGCGGGAUGGGGCCGGGCCAGGGGCGGAGCUCUCCGCCCGGCCCUCCAGUUCUCGCCUCUGAUUGAGCGGGGCGGGCAGGGGGCGGGCCCCGGGGCCGUCUAGGUUUGACAGCUGUUUCUCACACAACCGCAGCGGAGUUCGGUGGGUCUGGGAACUGUGGCCUGGCUCUCCGCGCGUCCCCGUCCCCCCGUGGCCCUGGCCCGGCCAUGAAGCGCUUCUUCUCCUGCUCCAGUUCCCAAGUGGCGUCUAGCCAGCCUGACAAGCAUUGCCAGAGGACGCGAGGUUGCCUGCCAAGGGACUGGGUGGAGAAAUGGAACCGCCGUGAUCAGAAGCUGCUGGAGGCAGUACAGCGGGGGGAUGUGGGACGCGUGGCUGCCCUGGCCUCUAGGAAGUCUGCCCGACCCACCAAGCUAGACUCAAAUGGCCAGUCCCCGUUUCAUCUGGCAGCUUCCAAAGGCCUGACAGAGUGUCUGAGUAUCCUGCUUGCGAAUGGGGCUGACAUCAACAGCAAGAACGAGGAUGGAAGCACUGCCCUGCAUUUGGCCACCAUCUCCUGUCAGCCACAGUGUGUCAAGGUCCUGCUGCAGCAUGGUGCUAAUGAAGAUGCUGUGGAUGCAGAAAACCGCAGUCCACUGCAUUGGGCAGCCUCUUCUGGCUGUGCCUCAAGUGUGCUCCUGCUCUGUGACCACGAAGCUUUCCUGGACGUGCUGGAUAACGAUGGACGCACACCCCUGAUGAUCGCGUCACUGGGUGGUCAUGCAGCUAUCUGCUCCCAGCUUCUACAGAGAGGAGCCCGAGUCAAUGUCUCAGACAAGGAUGACAAAUCCGCUCUGAUUCUGGCUUGUGAGAAAGGCAGUGCCGAGGUGGCUGAGCUCCUCCUGAGCCAUGGCGCAGAUGCAGGGGCGGUGGACAGCAGGGGGCACGACGCUCUGCAUUACGCUCUGCGCACACAAGACCAAGUGCUCUGGAGGCUGCUGCGCCAGGCCCUGAAUCGGAGGCGGCGAGGAGGUCAGAGGCUGGUUCAACACCCGGAUCUUGCAUCCCAGGCCUCUCCAUCUGGGCCCCAUGUGGGUUCCCCACCUAAGAGCCCAUGGAAAGCAGAGCCUGAGGAGGAGCAGGAAGAAGGGGAGGAUGAAGACCCAUGCUCAGAAGAGUGGAGGUGGAAGUAUGAAGAAGAACAGAAGAAAGUCUCUCAGUUGGAACAGGAGCUAGUUCAAAAGACAGAAGAGUGUAAGGCACAGGCUGCAGCCUACUUGGGCCUGGAGAACCUGAUUCGAGAGCAGGUGCAGGAGCUAGGGCUCCUUCUGUCCCAAGAGCCUAGAGCUGCGGGAGGGCAGGGUGCUAGACUCCGGCCUGGAGGAGAUGGCAUGGAGCAAGGCUGUCCCCUGGACCUGUUGGCUGAGCGUAUACAAGAGCUAAAGAAGCAGCAGCAAGCAGCAGCCAUAGUCAGCCAAAAGGCCACGGGGGUUGAGGAGUCACCCCCAGGAGAGAUGCGGCAUGAAGUCCACGGAAAGUCUCACUCAGAACAGGGCUCCCCCCAGAGCCCAGGGCCUGAGGCUCCCAGAAGGGCCGCAGGACAACUGACCACUGGAGGACAGACCCUUGUCUCCAGUCAUACUGGCCAGCAGCCUGCUGAUGAGAAAGAGAGGCCCCAGGCCUCAGGGGUUGAAACAACAGACACAGCAGCUGAACCGGUGGGCGCAGCAGCCAUGAACCAGCUCCUGGCACAACUAAGGGAGGAGCUGGCUGCAGUGUGGCGAGAAAAGGAUGCUGCUCGAGGGGCUUUGUCAAGACCAAUCCUGGAGGGAGCCUUGGGGACUCCCCGGGCUGAGGCUGCUGCAGCUGCCUGGGAAAAAAUGGAAGCCCGGUUGGAGCAGGUGCUGGUGAGGCUGGAUCGGGCAAAGGCAGGCUUACAGGUGAAGCCUGAGGUUCCUGUCCAAGAGUCCAGGGCAGGAAUCCCAAAGGCAGCCCCGGAGUGCAACAAAGAGCAUGGUGAGGAGAAGAGGAGGGGCCCUGGAGCCCGAGGAGAACCUCUAGGGGCCCCUGGAGAACAGCUCCCAGGCGGAGGCUUGGCAACAGGACAGCUGGAGAAGGAGGUGUCAGCGCUGAGACGGAGCAACAAUAACUUGCUGGAGGAGUUGGGGGAGCUGGGUCGAGAGCGGCAGCGACUGCAGGGGGAGCUGCAGUCUCUGAGCCAGCGGCUUCAAAGGGAGUUUGUGCCCAAGCCCGAGGCACAGGUCCAGCUGCAGCAGUUGCAGAAGAGUGUGGGGCUGCUGACCGAAGAACUGGCCACGGAGAAGGAGGCCACGGAGAAGUUGCGCAAGCGCCUGGCCUCCCAGAGCAGCAGCCUCCAGGGGCUGUGGGACUGCCUUCCCCCAGACGUGGUGGGCAAAGCCAGUGCCGGGGGCACAGCGGCAGAGCCCCUGGAGGAGCUGCAUGCCUGCAUCAGCACGCUGGUGGACAGGCACCGUGAGGCCCAGCAGGUGCUGGCCCAGCUGGAGGAAGAAAACCAGCGGCUGCAGGCAUCUCUAGGCCCCGAUGGGGAGCCAGGCCCCUUCUUACGGGCCCCAGCCUCCCCACAAGUGGCAGCCCUGGAGCAAGACCUCGGGAGACUAGAGGAAGAGCUUCGGCUGGUUCAGGCCACGAUGAGCGGGAAGAGUCAGGAGAUCACGAAGCUCAAGCAGCUGCUUUAUCAAGCCACAGAGGAAGUGGCUGAGCUGAGAGCCCGGGAGGCUGCCACCCUACGACAGCACGAGAAAACUCGAAGUUCACUGGUGGCCCAGGCCCAGGCUUGGGGCCAGGAGCUAAAGGAUGUGCUGGAAAAGUAUAACACAGCCUGCAGGGAAAUGGGGCGGCUUCGGGAGGCAAUGGCCGAGGAGCGCCGCCGCAGUGGGGACCUGGCUGCCCUGGCCGCUGAGCAGGAGCGCCAAGCCAGGGAGCUCCGCAGUCGCUCUGAGCAGUUUGAGAAAACAGCUGAGCUGCUGAAAGAGAAGAUGGAGCAUCUCAUCGAGGCUUGUAGGGACAAGGAGGCCAAGAUCAAGGAGUUAUUGAAGAAGCUGGAGCAGCUUUCAGAGGAAGUUCUGUCUGUUCGGGGAGAAAAUGCCCGCCUUGCCCUGCAGCUGCAGGACUCCCAGAAGAACAGUGACGAGAUCAUCAGCACCUACAGGAAUCACCUACUGAAUGCCGCUCAGGGCUACAUGGAGCAGGAUGUGUAUAAUAUCCUACUUCGGAUCCUGAGCGUGCAAGAGGAGUGAGGCAGCCUUACUGUGGGUCCUCAGAGGCAAUAAGGACCACCCUUGGUUUCCUGAGGCUCCAUCACGCUGUGGGGGGUG
This is a messenger RNA of Octodon degus (degu), 3374 nucleotides long. RefSeq names its product ankyrin repeat domain 35 (gene Ankrd35). The record is from RefSeq and is a predicted model, not a curated record. NCBI's taxonomy places the organism in Eukaryota, Metazoa, Chordata, Mammalia, Rodentia, Octodontidae. Bases 249 to 3296 code for a protein of 1015 amino acids. The transcript is spliced from 15 exons. Gene Ontology annotation, molecular function: actin binding.